CGAAGAGGCAAACAUCGAGCGCGAAGAAAUCGAUUGGUCUAUACUAGCUCAAGGAAAAGAUAUUGGAUAUUGGACAUCCUUAGUAGGUCGUAGUAAGCAUUUUGAAGAUGGGGUAUUUGUUCUUUUUCCAUCAGACCUAGAGCACGGUAAUGAAUAGUCAACUGCAUAUAAAGGAUUGUCCAGAUAAGGAGAAUUGCCGCCAUUCUCUCAAAGUUCUGGACUGCGUUACCAAUAUUGAGAAAUCUUUAAAUCGUGAAAUUAUUUUAAACGGUUCUAAUUUCUUGACUGGAUUGUUUCGUGUUACUCCUGGUAUAUGGCCGAAAAUUUCCAAAGCUGAGAAUAGAUCAGGACCGUCAAAUUCUUAUCACUCAAUACAACGUAGUGAAUCUCGUGUGAACUUGUGUUCUCAAAUUCAACCGGAAUCUUAUUGCUCAAAUUCUCAAGAAUCCUUACAACUUGCAUCGAUGGAGGUGAGUUGUAUGAUGCAGUAGGAUAGUAGUCACUACAUAUAGCUUAUUGAUGCAUUUAGUACUUGCUGAGCAUAGAUAAAAGAUUGUCGAGAUGUAGUUGGAUUAUAUUUUUAUGGAGCCUGAUAUGAAUAGUUG
Schistosoma turkestanicum is the source of this 605-nucleotide messenger RNA. Lineage: Eukaryota; Metazoa; Platyhelminthes; Trematoda; Strigeidida; Schistosomatidae. The record is from the annotation of a GenBank genome assembly.